UUAUUAGUUAUAGUAGUUAUUUUGCCCGCCCACAUAUGCGCUAUUGUUCGUUGAGGGAAACAAAUGAUGGCUGGGGGUGGUGGACAAUUGAAGUUUCUUGACUGGUACCUGAAAAUAGCGGCCGUGUCGGCGCUCGUAGGCGCCUCCAUGGAGCUCUUCAUGAUCCACACCGGCUUCUAUGACAAGGUAACUGUGCUGGAGUCAGAAAAACGGGCAUGGGAGAGUUCCCCUGAGGCUCAAGCCAUGAAAGAAGCUCUGAAUCCCUGGAGAAGGCUUGAUGAAGAAAAAAGUAAACCAUAACAAGUUGGAAUGCAAAGUAUGAAUCAUUGACCUCUUUGACUCUGUUCCAUGCCAUCCUUGACUGGUUUAGGGCUCGUUUGAUUGGCUUUCAUAGCAUAAAAAAGGCUGAAAUUUUAACUGCAGGAAAGUUUUUUUUUUCCUACCAAGUGGGCUUCGUAAGUUUAUCAUUACCAGCAUUUGUUUUUUCUAUUAAAUGCCAAAUAAUGUACCAUUACAAACUUUGGAUGAUAUCAAACAUUGCUUUCUUAUAUUAAAAUUUAUUAAUUUUUAUUUUGUGGUACCA
Dendrobium catenatum is the source of this 583-nucleotide messenger RNA. RefSeq lists its product as uncharacterized. The record is from RefSeq and is a predicted model, not a curated record. The coding region runs from base 64 to 300 and encodes 78 amino acids. Lineage: Eukaryota; Viridiplantae; Streptophyta; Magnoliopsida; Asparagales; Orchidaceae. The transcript is spliced from 2 exons.